Tupaia belangeri chinensis (Chinese tree shrew) is the source of this 2066-nucleotide messenger RNA. RefSeq names its product CD34 molecule (gene CD34). Gene Ontology annotation, cellular component: membrane. The coding region runs from base 272 to 1426 and encodes 384 amino acids. The record is from RefSeq and is a predicted model, not a curated record. Lineage: Eukaryota; Metazoa; Chordata; Mammalia; Scandentia; Tupaiidae. The transcript has 8 exons. Gene Ontology annotation, biological process: cell-matrix adhesion.
ACCUCCACCUCUUUUGGCCUCGACGGCAGCAACCCCAGGUUCCCCCGUAACGCCCUCCGCCUUUGGGACUAACCGGGGAAGCACACGUUCCUGGUAGCCAAGGAGAGGGGCCGGCCCUGCCAAGACUGGAGAGGGAGGGAGGAGAGGGGAGGGGAGGAAAGCAGGCAUCUCCCACCCCCCCUCCCGGGCGCAGGGGGCGGGAGGAGCGCGUCCCGGCCGGCCGAGCAGUGUCUUCGACUCCGUGCAUGCCCUCGGGAACGGCGCGGGAAGGAUGCUGGUCCGCAGGCGCGCGCGCUCGGGGCCCGGGAUGCCGCGGGGCUGGACCGCGCUCUGCUUGCUGAGUUUGCUGCCUUCAGGAUUCACAAAUAUGGCCAACUCUACUGUUAAUACCAUAGAAUCUUCUACCCCGAGAAUAUAUUCAGCUAUUCCUACAAGUACGUCCCACCAGAAAACCACAUCACCAAGUGCUCCUGGAAGUAUCAGCUCCCACCCUGUCCCUCAGAACAGCAGUGAGACCACAACAAUCAUCUCAGAGACUACAGUCAACUUUACAUCUACCUCUGGGGUGAUCCCAGUCUCUGGAACCACAAAUUCUUCUGUCCUGUCUCCAACCUCAGUAGCCAUCUCAUUGUCCAACACUCCAGCAAACUUUUCAACUUCAGAAAUGACCUUGAAGCCCAGCAUGUUACCUGGAAAUGCUUCAGAUCCCUCACCCAACAGCACCAGCCCUGUGACACUUCUCACGACAUCCUAUACAUCAGCAUCUCCUACCUUAAGUAUCAUCAAGGGAGAAAUCACAUGUUUAGGAAUUAAACAAGUGAUGUUGACUAAAGGCAUCUGCCUAGAGCUCAAUGAGACCUCCAGCUGUGAGGACUUUAAGAAAGAGAAAGGAGAGGGCCUGAUCCAAGUGCUAUGUGUGAAGAAGCAAGCUGAGGCUGAGGCUAGUGUUGGGGUGUGCUCCUUACGCCUGGCCCAGUCUGAAAUUAGUCCUCGGUGCCUGAUGCUGGUCUUGGACAACAGAACAGAACUUUCCAACAAACUUGGACUUAUGAAAAUGCACCAGUCUGACCUGAGAGAGCUGGGAAUCCAUGACUUCACUGAACAAAAUGUUGCAAACCACCAGAGCUAUUCCCGAAAGACCCUGAUUGCACUGGUCACCUCGGGUAUCCUGCUGGCUGCCUUGGGCACUACUGGCUAUUUCCUGAUGAACCGCCGCAGUUGGAGCCCCACAGGAGAAAGGCUGGGUGAAGACCCUUAUUACACGGAGAAUGGUGGAGGCCAGGGCUAUAGCUCAGGACCUGGGGCUUCCUCGGAAGCUCAGGGAAAGGCCAGUGUGAACCGAGGGGCUCAGGAGAACGGGACCGGCCAGGCCACUUCCAGAAACGGCCAUUCAGCAAGACAACAUGUGGCUGAUACCGAAUUGUGACUUGGCUGGGUGGGUCAGGGUUGGGUGGUAUCCAGGAACACAACCCCUCCUUGCAUCUAACCACAUACCACCUCCAUGCCGGGGGCGUCCCUAUGUCCCACUCUUGCCUACUGCACACACCUCAGGGGUUCUACCUGGGGCUUUUCUUGGGGAGAGGCAGGUUAAACACCUGCCCUUUUCACCUUUAGUUCCCUGAACCCAGACUCUGGUCUUCUUUGGGUAACAGUGUAAUGGCGCAAAGCAAAGGUCCAGAGAAGCUUCCUGGGAGGGUGGGUGUCCUUGCAACCUUUACCCAUGGACCAUCUCUUCACCAUCUCAUUAUAGGAAUCCCCAGGGAAAAGGAUAGGCUUUUCUAGAGUACCAUUUCCUCCCAGGAAGCUAUGAUUUUUACUGUAUCUUUCUUAGAUUUUUUUUUUUUUUCUCUUCUCUAGGGAAACCAAAGUAACCAUCUGUAUCUGCUCCUUUGUGGUAUAGCCAGAAUGCUGUGUUGUCUUAAAUCACUUCUCUUAUCCCUCUUCCAAGAUCCUGUGGAAUUGGUCACCAGCUCUCCCCUUACCCCAUAAGUACCACUGAGCCCCAAAGUGUCUUCUUACCUGUGAACAGAGAUCUGCACAGUUUCCACUGAAGCCUGGAACUGGGC